UUGAGGGAAUUCCUAUCCACCUUUCGACACAAGGGCAAACUGCAGUCAGAGGAACUAAACUAAGAUAGUUAAGCAGAGGGAUCAGAAGUCCUCAGUCAACAAGUCAGUUGCAGGAGACUGUUUUGUCAUUUAUUAGUGGACAGCUUUCAGUGUGAGAUGCUUCUGUAUUUAAACAUCCUGCUGCUGCUCAUCCUGCAGCCAGCUGUGUCGAGUCCAGUGCCGCUGACCACACCGUCCAGAGGAUGUCCCACCUGUAAUGCAAUGUUCACACAGAGUCAGCCGACUGUAGAUUCAAAUACCACCACUCUGGCUGUUGGAGAACCAUGUGGGGUCUACACUCUGAGCUGUGCCAACGGUCUGCGGUGUGAACCUUCAGAGGAGGAGCAGAGGCCUCUCCGUGCCCUGCUGGAAGGCAGGGGAGUCUGCACUAACACCAGCAGCGUCAGCCCGACUGAAAGUGUCAAGACUCAAGACCCAACACCUACUGAGGAUCCAGAUGAGGCUCCAUGUCGUAAACUGCUAACUACCCUUAUCAAAGGUCUUGAUGCCCAUUUAUUUAAGUCGCAUCAUGACAUCUACAUGCCCAACUGUGACAAGCGUGGUUUCUUCAGGAAGAAGCAGUGUUGGUCGUCUCGAGGUAAGCAACGUGGCAAGUGCUGGUGUGUGGAUCAGAACGGCAUGCCAGUCGCUAACACUAAACAGAGGGGCGGCCUGAGUUGUUGAAAUGCACGAAGCGUGGACUGAAGCAGAGGAGGCUGACGCUUCAUUACCGAUACAAGAUAAAAGAUGAAGGAACACCACACAGAGUCUGAAGCAGCUCAGCACAGUCUCACAUUUCAUUCUCCACCAGCCACAAACAGCUGUCCACCAAUGAAAAGCUGUUUCCAAAUCAGGUGUAACUUUGUCUCCUUGCGCCCUCUACUGAACAUGUUAGGACUGUAUUGAUUAGAUGUUACUUUCACAUCUGCUUAUAUGAGAUGUAGACUAUAUUAGAUUUAUAUUAACAUUUGAAAUUAUCCAGACAAUUGUGGCGUAUGUUGCAGAAACUGCACUUACAGUUUGGGCCACAUGUUCAAGUUGUUUAUCUCCAUGUUGAUACCACUAUCCUUUAAUAUCAUGAAUCCAUUUAUAUUUCAUGCCAUCAACCAAGUUUCAGGAACAGUA
This is a messenger RNA of Epinephelus lanceolatus (giant grouper), 1164 nucleotides long. Its product is annotated as insulin-like growth factor-binding protein 6. Gene Ontology annotation, molecular function: insulin-like growth factor II binding; insulin-like growth factor I binding; fibronectin binding. Gene Ontology annotation, biological process: regulation of insulin-like growth factor receptor signaling pathway. Lineage: Eukaryota; Metazoa; Chordata; Actinopteri; Perciformes; Serranidae. Gene Ontology annotation, cellular component: extracellular region. The record is from RefSeq and is a predicted model, not a curated record.